Messenger RNA from Gavia stellata (red-throated loon), 6856 nucleotides. It is a transcript of the gene CEP170, whose product is annotated as centrosomal protein 170. The transcript is spliced from 19 exons. Gene Ontology annotation, cellular component: centriole. Lineage: Eukaryota; Metazoa; Chordata; Aves; Gaviiformes; Gaviidae. The coding region runs from base 34 to 4788 and encodes 1584 amino acids. Gene Ontology annotation, molecular function: protein binding. The record is from RefSeq and is a predicted model, not a curated record.
AGCUUUGCCAAGCAUUUAUCAGCUAAGCAGAAAAUGAGCUUAACAUCCUGGUUUUUGGUGAGCAGUGGAGGCACCCGCCAUAGGCUGCCACGAGAAAUGAUUUUUGUUGGAAGAGAUGACUGUGAGCUGAUGUUACAGUCACGAAGUGUGGACAAGCAACAUGCUGUACUUAAUUAUGAUGCCUCUAUGGAUGAACACCUGGUGAAGGAUUUGGGCAGCUUGAAUGGGACAUUUGUGAAUGAUGUGAGGAUUCCAGAACAGACAUACAUCACUCUGAAGUUAGAAGAUAAACUGAGAUUUGGAUAUGAUACUAAUCUUUUUACUGUCGUCAGGGGAGAGAUGAGAGUCCCUGAAGAAGCACUUAAGCAUGAAAAAUUCACAAGCCAACUCCAGUUAUCCCAAAAAUCUUCAGAGGCAGAAGGAUCAAAGCAAACCAGCUCCAAAAGCUCAGAGUCCAAGAUAACAGACUCCACAGCUGAAGUGCACCACAAAACUACAGAAGCACUGAAAUCUGAAGAGAAAUCAAUGGAUCUUUCUGCCAUGCCUCGUGGGACACCUUUGUAUGGACAGCCAGCCUGGUGGGGCGAUGAUGAAGCUGAUGAAAAAAGUGGUUGUAAGCCAGAGAGCAAGCAUGAAGAAAAAAUGCAUGAGACAGGGGCUUCAGGAUGCAGCACAGAUGCCAAGCAAGCUGAGGAGCAAUCUGCAGCUGCAAGUGAAGAACUUUAUCCUUUCUGUAGGGAGCCAAGUUAUUUUGAAAUCCCUACAAAAGAAUUCCAGCAACCUUCACAGGUAGCAGAGAGCACUAUUCAUGAAAUUCCAACAAAAGACACCCAGAGCUCCCAUGCAGCAGGUGCAGGGCAUGCUUCCUUUACCAUUGAAUUUGAUGACAACACUCCAGGAAAAGUAACAAUCAAAGAUCACGUGACAAAAUUCACAUCGGAACAACGUCACAAGUCAAAAAAGCCUUCUUCCUCCAGCGGUCAGGACCUGCCUGGGCUUCAAACGGUGAUGAUGGCCGCAGAGAGCAAAGUAGCAGAUUGGCUAGCACAGAACAAUCCUCCUAGAAUGAUAUGGGAACCGACAGAGGAGGAUUCCAAAAGUAUUAAGAGUGACGUUCCAGUGUACUUGAAGAGGCUUAAAGGGAAUAAGCAUGAUGAUGGUACACAAAGUGAUUCAGAAAAUGCUAGUGCACACCGGCAUUACAGUAAGCGGGCAGUACUUGAAGAACACUUAAGGCAUCAUCAUACAGAGCUGAAAAAGUCGUAUCAGAAAGUCCAUUCCACAGAAAAAAAGCAAGAGCAAGCUGGUUUGACUAGCUCAUCACAUCACAAAGCAGUACAUGGCGUUCAUGCAAAACUUCUAAAACAAAAAUCGGAAGAACCCUCUGCUGCAUUACCUGUCUUACAAGCUGCAUUGUUAAGGAGUUCAGGAAGCCUUGGCCAUAGGCCUAGUCAGAACCAGGAGGUGGAUAAAAAGUUGAAAAGCCAACAUAUUUCUGCUGCUACUGAAAAGGACAAUGAGGAUGACCAGAGUGACAAAGGUACUUACACUAUUGAGUUGGAAAAUCCCAAUUCUGAAGAAAUGGAAGCCCGUAAAAUGAUUGACAAGGUAUUUGGAGUGGAUGACAGCCAGGAUUAUAAUAGGCCUGUAAUCAACGAGAACCAGAAAGAUUUAGUAAAAGAUUGGGCUAUAAAUUCUGCUGCAGUAGUGCUGGAAGAAAAAAGACCACUGAGUACAACUGGAUUUCUUGACACAGAGGAAGGUUCUACUGCUCCUGGAAGUAAACGUUGGGUAUCACAGUGGGCCAGUUUGGCUGCUAAUCAUACACGUCAUGACCAAGAUGACAUCAGAUUGGAAUCAUCUGUGCCUGCUCCAUUAGAAAACGACACAGACAUCAGUGAGUCUGGUAUUUCCAUUAGAAGCACUGGUUCAGCUGCUUCUAUGACCACCCAAGGUGAGCGAAAGAGGAGGACGCUUCCACAGCUUCCCAAAGAGGAAAAAGUGAAUGAAAGCUCAAAAGCAAAAACUACAUCUCAUCAGAGGUCAGAAAUAGGUGAAAAGCAAGACACUGAACUUCAGGAGAAAGAAACUCCAGCUCAUGCCUCAGAAGCUGACAGCAGAAGUAUAGCUAAGUCAAGCAGAACAAUGAAUGGUCUUUCACCCAAAGCUACUGGAGACAAAGUUUUUUCUUUGCCCAGCUCUUCCAGUAAAGAGAGAGUUGAAACUGGUAGAGAAACUUCUGUGGUGAAACAAGCUUUAGCAAAAAUUCAACAACAAGAAAGAAAGGAGCAAGGACACUGGACACCCACAAAAUUAUCCUCUACAAAACCUGCUGCAAACCAGGUUGAGAAAGGUAGGGAGGAGAUUGCUACGUCACCCAAAACUUUGGAUAAUCAAGACAAAGCUCCUGGACAUGUUACAGGUAAAGCAGAAAUUAAGUUGGCACAGACUGAGGGAAAAAGAAGAAAAAAUGAGGACACUAUUAAAGGACAAAGUCCUAAAGCAUCCGGAGGAGAAAAAAAGGAAUCUUCAAAACCAUUAGUGAGGCAAGGUAGCUUUACUAUAGAUAAGCCUAGCACAAAUAUACCUAUAGAACUUAUUCCUCACAUUAAUAAGCAAAGUGGAUCUGCUGCCCCUUUAGCAUCUGCAAACAGGAUACGUGACAGAAGUGAUUCAAUGGAGACUGAUUCCAGCCUAGAUACAACACUCAUUUUAAAAGACACAGAAGCUGUAAUGGCUUUCCUUGAAGCUAAAUUGCGUGAAGAAAAUAAAACUGAUGAAGGUCCUGAGACUCCUAGCUAUAACAGAGAUAAUUCCAUAUCACCAGAAUCAGAUGUAGAUACAGCCAGCACAAUCAGUCUCGUUACUGGUGACACUGAAAGAAAAUCCACGCAGAAGCGGAAGAGCUUUACAACCUUGUAUAAAGAUAGAUGUUCCUCUGGUUCCCCUUCAAAGGAUGUUUUAAAAUCUUCUGCAACAAGUGCCAGAGAAAAGAUGGAAAAGAAAACUAAAAGUCGAUCUUCAGAUGGUGGGUCUAGAGCUGAUGCUCGCAAAACUGUGCAAUCCAGUGGACGAAUGAGACAACCAUCAGUAGAUUUGACAGAUGAUGACCAAACAUCUAGUGUACCUCAUUCUGCUAUUUCUGAUAUCUUAUCAUCUGACCAGGAAACGUACUCUGGCAAAUCACAUGGAAGAGUUCCUUUUGCCUCAGCAGAUGAACUUUUACAUUCCAAAAUGGAAGGAAAGUCAGCUAAAUCAAAAACCUCUCCUGUUGCACUUGGGCAAUCUAGUAAAUCUACCACUCUUCCAAGACCUCGUCCUACAAGGACUUCUCUCUUGCGCAGAGCACGGCUUGGUGAAGCCUCGGAUAGCGAGCUUGCUGAUGCUGAUAAGGCUUCAGUGGCUUCCGAAGUGUCCACUACAAGUUCUACGUCAAAACCUCCAUCAGGGAGGAGAAGUAUUUCCAGAAUAGACUUACUUGCUCAACCUCGCAGAACUCGACUUGGCUCUUUAUCAGCACGUAGUGAUUCUGAAGCAACAAUAACUAGAAGCACUGCCACAUCUCGUACCCCAGAAGCUAUUAUCAGAAGUGGUGCAAGGUUAACAUCAGCAGGAGAUAGUAGUAAAGUUUCUGCUAGAACUCGGGCCAAUAGCAUUUCUCGACUUUCAGAUUCAAAAUCCAAAUCUUUGGCUUCAGCUCAUAAUUCUCCUUCAGUAAGUGCAAGAUGGAGGCGCUUUCCUACAGAUUAUGCUUCCACCUCAGAAGAUGAAUUCGGAUCAAACCGUAACUCCCCUAAACAUACCCGUCUACGUACCUCUCCAGCCCUGAAAACCACACGACUGCAGAGCACUGGGACAGCAGCUCAAAGUAGCAAUACGUUCAAGCACAGAAUAAAGGAACAGGAAGACUACAUUCGUGACUGGACUGCUCACCGAGAAGAAAUAGCAAGGAUCAGUCAAGAUCUGGCUCUCAUCGCACGGGAAAUCAACGAUGUAGCAGGAGAGAUAGAUUCAGUGACUUCAUCAGGCACUGCCCCCAGUACCACAGUAAGCACUGCUGCCACCACCCCUGGCUCUGCCAUAGACACUAGAGAAGAGCUGGUUGACCGAGUAUUUGAUGAAAGUCUCAAUUUUAGAAAAAUCCCUCCACUAGUGCAUGCCAAACCACCAGAGGGGAAUGGUCGGCCUAAUGAUGCUCGACCUCAGCUAACAGAUGCCCUCGAUCCCCCAACAAUUACCCGGAGAAGGACUUGGAGCAGGGAUGAAGUUAUGGGGGACAAUUUGCUGUUGUCCUCAGUCUUCCAAUUUUCUCGCAAGAUAAGACAAUCCAUAGACAAAACAGCUGGCAAAAUCAGAAUAUUAUUUAAGGACAAAGACAGAAAUUGGGAAGAAAUUGAAAACAAGUUGCGAGCUGAAAGUGAAGUUCCUAUUGUGAAAACAUCGAGCAUGGAAAUAUCAUCAAUCUUACAGGAACUGAAACGAGUUGAGAAACAGCUGCAAGCAAUCAAUGCUAUGAUUGACCCUGAUGGUACCCUGGAUGCUCUGAGCAACUUGGGAUUCGCCAGCCCCAUCUUACCAGCUCAGCCGAAGCCGAAGUCCAGUCCCGUUUCCCAAAGUACCCGUGCUCAAGUGCAGCCAAACUGCCAGCCCGAAGCUCGGGCUUUUCGCCCUGCCGCCGUCCCUGUUGCAGCUGAAUUUGAGAAUGCUGAAUCUGAGUCAGAUUUCAGCAUACAUUUCAAUAGGUUUAACCCAGAUGGGGAAGAGGAAGAUGCCACCCUGCGUGAGUGACAUCUCAGUGUUGAUACAAAAACCUUUCAUGUGGAAUGUUUAGGAAUAAAUGAAAAAUUAUAAUAGUGGUUUUAUAAUUAAAAAAAAAAGGCUUGGUCAAACAGCAGUUGUUUUAUUAAACCAGUUUUCUUUAACUGUGAUGCUUUGAUUGCCACACAAAUCCUUUUCAAAUCAUAAAAAUAUGCAUAGAUACCAGUGUAGGAAAGCAGAUUGUGGCAGGUUUGCCCUUUGUGGUUGUGUGCUUUGCAAAAUAAUUAUUAUAUCAGCAGUUUUCCCUUAAUAGAUUUAUUUCUUUUUAAAAGCCAUGCAAGCAGUCUAACAUUUAAUGUUACUGAAACCCCAGAUCUCUUUGCCAAGCUGCUCUAAUGAAUGGACUUCCUCCACUAAAGUUUGUACAGAACUGUUGAACAGUUACAUUUGAUUCUGAAUUAGAUGAUUUAUAUAGGAAACAUUAUCUUUGACUACAGUGACACAUUACUGCAAAAGGUAAGACAGAUUUUGGAAAGCAUUCAUUCUUGUGUACUGAGUAUCUCAAACAGUUCUGUGGUUUAUAUAACCUUGUUGCUGCGUAAAUUGUCUUGGGGUUUACAAAGUCCAGAUAUUAUGUUUGCACUAAGAUUUGCUGGGAGUGAUAGGUGAACAUAUCGAUAUCAUUAAACAGCAAGCAGUGUUUUGGUGUACAUAGAAAACUGGUAAUACUGUACUUGUAUUAUCAUUGCAGUGUUUUAAUCCACUUUCUGAAAGGACUAUCUGGCACUUUUUGAUCUUCAAAUGUCUUUUGGUGUUAAUGAAAGUAGAAGUAUUUCAUAUCUGAUUUCUGUCCAAAUGUUUGUUGAAACUAGGAAACAUUUUAAACAUACAGCAACGUGGGACAUGUUGAAGCAUAUUGAGGCAAAUGGGCUUUCAACAAUUCAAAUGCAACAUAAGCUUACAGAAGAAAUUAUCGUUCCUUGGAAUGAUCACGAGAUGUAAAAUUUUCUUUAGGGGACUUGGAAAUAGAGUUGUCAUAAUUUGCCUGAUCGAUAGAUGCACUCCCAAGCAAAUAAUUUUAUUUGCUUCUGUAUAUUUUCCUGUAGUCUUGCUAGUAAAGCUGUCUCUGUCUUACAUAUUUAAAAGGAUUCUGGAAGACGACUGCUAACAUAGAUGUUUUGCUUCUACCACUGAAAAGCAAGUCUAUUUAAAGUUUCCUAUAUAAGCCUAUUUUCCUUAUAAGUUGUCCCAGUAACUUAACAUUUGGAAAUAAUAAUAAAAAUAAAAGUAAAUUACUUUGUAUUUCCAGAACACUGUAAUUUGGAGGAAUGUUAUUUCUGUUAAAUGUAACUAAUAGACUGGAAUUUUCCUAUGUUUGCAUCAGUCUCUCUAUAUAAAGGUUAAAGAUACAGUUUUGCAGCUUUUAUGAAAUGGUCUUUAAUAUUUCAGCAAUAAUCCUAUAUGACAUUUGUUUAAAAAAACUACUUUCUGUACACUUUUAAAUUGUACAGGCUUUCAGAAGUCAGUGAAAGUUGGACCAGUUAAUAAAAAUGCAAAAACGUUUUUUGUAGAGAUGUAAAAACAAAACCACUAAUCUGUUGUAUAAUGGAUUUCAUAUUUUCUUUAAAAAAAUUAAAAAGCAAACAGCCUUCAUGUAUGACUUAAUAUGCUCUGCUCCAGCUAACUGUGGAAGCCUGAACUACACUAGUUUACAGAGGCUACAAGAAAGGUUUUAGAAGGUGCAGAAGGGCAAAAAUGAAUCCACACUAGAGCUAGGUGUUGAAAACCAAGUGUACCAAACCAUCACCAUAAUUCCUUCUUUUGCGUAAUGCUUGGGAACAUAAUUUUUCUGCAGACUUGAGUGGAAAGUAGGAAAAGGCUAGGAAAGAUUAAAGGUGCAGGCUCUUCGAGCGAGAUUGUGUUUGUGUUCUUUCAGGCUUUUAUACCUUUACGUUCUGUAAUAAGCAUUUUGCAUUUCUAUGUUCUUAUUUUGUAUGAACAUGUUCUCCUUAUUUAUUUUUGUUACAUUUAUUAUGUAUGUUAUUUUGUUAUAUGCAUUUACAACUCCAUUUUUAAAUAAAGUGUUUCUGGAACUUUA